This is a messenger RNA of Pseudo-nitzschia multistriata, 2885 nucleotides long. The record is from the annotation of a GenBank genome assembly. NCBI's taxonomy places the organism in Eukaryota, Bacillariophyta, Bacillariophyceae, Bacillariales, Bacillariaceae.
CGUGAAGUACAUGCUUCACAUACUGUAUCGUAAGURCCUCACUGAGAUAGCUAAUCGGUGUGGUCUAGWGUUCUGAUUUGAAAAAUUAAAAAUUGUCCACCGAACAUUUCGUUCUUUUUCAGUCGUACUUGAAUGUGCUUAAACGUGCAAAACGGGGGAAGAAAGUUCGAACGGUGGGGUACGUACUUUACGGUACGAGUUUGUAGUAGGAAAUCCYACUUUCUUUACCAGUACGUUUGAAAUGUCGUUGUGUCACACGUUCUKUGUAUGCAUUCGUGCUGUUUCCUCUUCAAACCGAACCAGAACAUCAGUUUCGAGAAAACAACGUCCAGCGCAAGGGAGGUUAUUGGUUGAAAAAACGACCAGAAUGAAAAAACCUCAGCAGSCAAAUUAGAGGGGUUAUCGCUACACAUUGAUAUUGAAAGAUAAAAUGGAAUAUGCGCCAGUGGUUCCUCAUGCAGAUUACCGGUCGAAGGCCGAGGAUAGAAGAAGAGAACUAGAAAAAUUGCAAGAAAAGGGGCUAACGAAGGCUAAAGGUGCGUAAUGGUUCGRGAAACUUCAAUCCCAUUCGUGGCAAUAGUAUGGUGAGUUGGUGCGAUCAAAGCAUCGCUACUUUGAUCCGAACAUUCAAGCCCUCACCUAUUUCUCCACACUGCUUUUUUCUACUUCGUACACCGAUAUCGCUUGCUAGCUUCCAGAUUGAGAGAUGCAUCUGCACCGACAGAAGCUUGUAAUUUUCUUGAGAAACAACGCGAACUAUUUGCAGCGCGUCGACAARAACAAGUCGACGCUAUCGAACUUUUGCACCAAUAUCGGGCCGACGACGAGCUCGUUCUACGAAAAGCAGAAGCAGCUCGGCGUAGUUUAGGAUCAAGGAGCUACAAAUUCUCCGCUAGACACAAUGUGACCAAUGGAAUGUCACUAUCCCCCUCAAAACUAGGACSAGAGUGGCAACCAGACGCAAAGUCUUCACUCCACUCCUAUGCCAUCUACCCCACGUUAACACCAACGAAGAAUAAAAGUGAUAUUGUGAUGAAAGAUACCAUAUCAAAAGACUCGCAUCGAACUCGAUCCCAUGACGUUCCUGCCAAUAUUGAUCAGAAGCCUAUCUGUUUUGAAUCUGCAUUUGAAGUACUUGGAAUUAUUGCGAAGGAAGCUUCUAGAAUUCCGCUACCAGAAGAAACUGAUGAGUUUGGCUACAAAACCUUUCAAACAACCGAUCCUUUGGUCGGCAUAACGGAUCAAGGAAUGCGAUUCGGUGACAACGAACGAAGCAACGAGAAAGAUGAUUCAAUUCUCCACUCAACCGAAGAAGCGGAAAGCAAUAGGGUGAAUGGAAACCAAAAUAGUCAUGGCGAUUAUCUCAACCAAAAUGAAGAAAGUGAUGAACUUGAAAAGAUUGAAAACGAAAGUGAUCAUUCGAUUUUAAUUAUUAGCAGUGAAAUGGGUGCUGACGUUCAUACAGAAGAAAAACGAGAUUCUCGCGUGCCUCUUAUGGAAAAAUUGUCGCUAGAUGCCAACCCACCAAGCGAUGGGACAGAAGAGUUCAUUCCCUUCGAAGCAUUUUCGAAGUUGGGGGAGAGUCUAGUAAUGGAAUCCCUUAGUAGCAAUUAUUCCAGAGGCGACAACGAUAGCAAUAGCCUUACGCAAGUUGAAACGGACGACGACAGCAUUAUCCCUGGAGACUCUUUUAUGCAAUUGGGGGCGASUAUGAUGGCCAACGACUUAAUUUGCUCAAAAGUUGAGAAUGGUCAGAUAGAUAAUAWUAAGAGAGAAUUGCUACAAUGCUCAAGGGUACAAUAUGGCGUGACAAGUACAAGAAGGAUAGUCGAAGUAGRAAAAAAGCUUGGUGCUCGUCCCAGCCCUUUACGGGUAGAUACGGAUAUUUGCGUUCAAAKAAGCGAUUGCGCUUCAAAGGAUACGACUUGUCAAGAGAAGAAAUCCCAAAAUAUCCAAUURGGCAUGCUGAAACCUGCAGCUGAGGAUUCUUGUCUCAAUUCCAAACAAUCAAUGGACCAGCUGGAAGCAUGUUCUUCGGAAGUGAAAAAACAGGAACAUGAUGAGCCCUACUUACGUUUUGAAAAUAUGCACAAAAUGGUCGAGUCUGCAAUCGUUAAAACACCAAAGAAAUCAAAUUUGGCCGAAGAAAGAAGCUGUAACGUAGAACGAAAGGAUAUCGCUCAUAGAAACUCGACAGAGGAAAUGCCACAGUCGAGCCGUAUUGAAGUCAACGAAGGAAAGAUACAAAUGAGUGCAAAUGAGGAACUUAAUGCAGUUGACCCAAAAAAGAGCAGCGAGGAAGAAAUAAAGGAGAGUGGAUGCGUUGGCAAUGCAAAGGAAACAUCCCAGGGGGAUGACUAYGAAGAACUUAAUAUGAUUGACCAAKUCGGUGAUCACAAGGGAACGUCACGUAWUAGCUCUGGUAAAGAAUCGAGCGUAGGGAGUGAAAACGAAGAAUUGAGGGAUAAGGAUAGGAGGAUUGACGAUGAAUCGAGUGCUACUGAUCGUACAAGUCUCGUAGAAGAUGUAUCGAAGGAGAGAAAACACGAAGAAGCAGUUGAUGCUCGGAAAAUGAUGACAGCAGAGGAAAGUCCUCCAAGCAAUGAUAAUGAAGAUGCGAAUGCAUUUGAUCCAAUAAGCAACGUAAAAGAAAAACCAGAGGAAAGUGAACACAGRUCAGGGGAAAAUACGGAUACCCGCCCUCUCCUUGUUCGUGACGAAGUUCGACGCYCUCGUCAAAACCGGAGGAAGAAAAAGAAGGACAAAUACAACUAUUAUCCUUCUUCGGGUUUGUUUUUCUCACGCCAAUUUUUAUCGCGAUGACAACAAAGAUCAAAUUUACCCGCUAGAAAAUUUGAAAAAUUUAAUAAUUUGAAGUGCUUCUU